AUGUUGUUCAAGUCUCUCUCAACGUUAGCCACCGCUGCCGCUUUCCUUGCCGGUGUUGCAACUGCUGACGAUGUUCCAGCAAUUGAAGUUGUUGGUAACAAGUUCUUUUACUCCAACAAUGGUAGUCAAUUUUACAUCAAAGGUGUUGCUUACCAAGCUGACACUGUCAACACAACCUCCGGUGCCACUAUCAACGAUCCUUUGGCCGAUUACGAUAGCUGUUCCAGAGAUAUUCCUUACUUGAAGAAAUUGGACACCAACGUUAUUCGUGUCUACGCUAUCAACACCUCUCUAGAUCACACUAAAUGUAUGGAAGCACUAAACGAUGCUGAAAUCUACGUCAUUGCUGAUUUGUCAGCUCCAAAGACUUCCAUUAAUAGACUAAGCCCUUCCUGGACUGUUGACUUGUUCAACAGUUACAAGGAAGUUGUUGACUCUUUUGCUAACUACACUAACGUUUUGGGUUUCUUUGCUGGUAACGAAGUUACUAACAACUACACUAACACAGACGCAUCUGCUUUCGUUAAGGCUGCUAUUAGGGACACCAGAGAUUAUAUUAGUGAGAAAAAAUACAGAAGUAUCCCAGUCGGUUACUCUUCUAACGACGACGAAGAUACCAGAGUUAAAAUGGCUGAUUACUUUGCCUGUGGUGACAAUGAUGUUAAGGCUGAUUUCUACGGUAUUAACAUGUACGAAUGGUGUGGUAAAUCUGAUUUCAAGACUUCUGGUUAUCAAGAUAGAACUGCAGAAUUCAAGAACUUGUCUAUCCCAGUUUUCUUCUCUGAGUACGGUUGUAACGAGGUUUCGCCAAGACUAUUUACUGAAGUCCAAGCUUUAUACGGCUCUAAUAUGACUGAUGUCUGGUCUGGUGGUAUUGUCUACAUGUAUUUCCAAGAAACCAACGACUACGGUUUGGUUAGUAUUGACGGCAGUGAUGUUAAGACUUUGGACGAUUUCAACAACUACUCUUCGGAAAUCAACAAGAUUUCUCCAACUUCAGCCAACACUAAAUCUUACACUGCAACCACUAGUGAUGUUGCUUGUCCAGCUACUGGUAAGUAUUGGUCUGUUGCAACCAGCUUGCCACCAACUCCAAACGGAGGCUUGUGUUCUUGUAUGAAUGCUGCCAACAGUUGUGUUGUUUCUGACGAUGUUGACUCUGAUGACUACGAAGCACUAUUCAAUUAUAUCUGCAAUGAAGUUAAAUGUGAUGGUAUUACUGCAAACGGUACAACUGGUGAGUACGGUGCCUACUCAUUCUGUACUCCAAAGGAACAAUUAUCUUUUGUUAUGAACUUAUACUAUGAAGCCCAAGGUGGCUCGAAGUCUAACUGUGACUUCAGUGGUUCCGCUUCCUUACAAACUGCUACCACUCAAUCCAGUUGUUCUGCUGCCUUGAGUCAAAUUGGAAGUAUGGGUACCAACUCCGCUUCCGGUAGUGCUGAUUUGGGCUCUGGUACUGAAACCAGCACUGGCUCUGCUAAAAGUUCUGGUGCUUCUGGUAAGUCCAGCUCGGGUUCUUCUACCUCUUCUUCUUCCUCUUCUUCAGCAUCUUCCUCUUCUACCAAGAAGAGUGCGGCUAACAACGUUAAAGUUAACUUGGCGCAGGUUGUUUUCACUUCCGUCAUUUCCUUAUCCAUCGCCGCUGGUGUUGGUUUUGCUUUAGCCUAA
Molecule: messenger RNA, 1671 nt
Organism: Saccharomyces eubayanus
Lineage: Eukaryota; Fungi; Ascomycota; Saccharomycetes; Saccharomycetales; Saccharomycetaceae
Gene: GAS1
Product: 1,3-beta-glucanosyltransferase GAS1
Exons: 1
Coding region: 1-1671 (556 amino acids)
Biological process (GO): fungal-type cell wall (1->3)-beta-D-glucan biosynthetic process
Cellular component (GO): fungal-type cell wall; cytoplasm
Molecular function (GO): 1,3-beta-glucanosyltransferase activity
Source: RefSeq, a predicted model, not a curated record